AGUACCCAGUGGGCGGUCCCUAUCUUCGGUUGUCGGGCAGUUCGAGUGCUCGAUCCGGUUCCGUCCUGUGGUCCCGGUGCCUGUUCCUCCCGAUGGCCUUCGUGCAGAAGCAGCAGCAGCAGCGUCGCUGUAAAGAGAGGUUUUCUCUGCUGAUGCUUGACCUUGAAGAAUAUUACUUUGACCAUCACACAUUUUAUCAUGUUUUUACCAACAAUAAAGGAGAAGAAAGAACAUUUAAAGGUUCCCUGAAGAUAUGUUCGAAAUCCCUGAUCUUUGAACCAGAUCAAAUAUCAGAACCUGUAUUAAAGUUCCCUUUCAGAGAAUGCAGCAGAAUUGAAGAGAUACAGGAUAAAGACAAUAAUCCUUUUGAAGAAAAUCAAAUUUGUGGAUUCCGCAUCACGUGCCGUCAGAUCUGUUUAAUCAAAGAGCAAAGAUUAGUGGCUCCAUAUAAAAUUGAGAGAGGUCCAAAGAACUAUGUUUUCAGGAUCGAUGACAUUUCAAAAGCAGAAGAUGUUGUGCAAAGUUUACUUCAGCUUUAUAGAGCUUCUCAGUUGGACAAAAUUGCAGACCAGAUUGCCAUGAUCACAGCUAUUUUACAAUCUCGAUUGGCUCGGAUUUCAUUUGAUAAAAACAGAUUUCAGAAUGUAACAGAAAGGCCUCACAUGGAGUGUGCGGCUGAAAUGGUCACCCCUUUGGUUUCUAAUCCUGGGCAUGUCUGCAUCACAGACCAAAAUUUGUAUUUCCAGCCUCUGAAUGGCUACCCUGAGACAGUUAUACAAGUAAAGUUGCACGAAGUAAGACGGAUUUACAAAAGGCGACAUGGAUUAAAACCUUUGGGUCUUGAAGUAUUUUGUACAGAAGAUGAUCUUUGUUCUGAUAUCUACUUAAAAUUUUAUAACUCCAAAAAUCGUGAUGAGCUCUACUACUACAUUGCAACCUUUUUAGAAAAUCAUAUUAUUGAACACACUGCUGAAAGCUGUAUGCUACAAUGGCAAAGAGGAUAUCUCUCAAAUUAUCAAUAUCUCUUGCACCUGAAUAAUCUGGCUGAUCGCAGUUGUAACGACCUGUCUCAGUAUCCCAUCUUUCCUUGGAUCAUUGCUGACUAUACUUCCUCAGAAUUAGAUCUGUCCAAUCCUGAAACAUUUCGUGACCUUAGGAAACCUGUUGGUGCCUUAAAUAAAGAGCGUUUAGAUCGAUUGUUGGCUCGCUAUCGAGAAAUGCCUGACCCAAAGUUCAUGUUUGGAAGUCAUUAUUCUUCUCCAGGCUAUGUCCUGUUCUACCUUGUGAGAGUUGCCCCUGAGUAUAUGUUGUGUUUACAAAAUGGGAAAUUUGACAAUGCAGAUAGAAUGUUCAACAGUUUUGCAGAGACUUGGAAAAAUUGUUUAGAAGGUGCAACAGACUUCAAGGAGUUGAUCCCGGAGUUCUAUGGCACAAAUUCCAGCUUCAUAGUGAACGAUUUGAAGUUGGACCUUGGGAAGAGGCAGGGAGGCAAGAUGGUAGACUCUGUAGAGCUUCCACCAUGGGCUUCAGGCCCUGAUGAUUUCCUCCAGAAGAACAGAGAUGCUCUGGAGAGCCAGUAUGUUUCUGAACAUCUGCAUGAGUGGAUUGAUCUAAUAUUUGGUUACAAGCAAAAGGGGAGUGAAGCAAUUGCAGCCUAUAAUGUGUUUCAUCCUUUGACUUAUGAAGGUGGAGUUGAUUGGGACAGCAUCGAGGAUCCAAAUCAGAAGAUAGCAAUGCUGACCCAGAUCCUUGAAUUUGGACAGACACCAAAACAGUUGUUCACCAGCCCACAUCCACAGAGGAUAAUGCCAAAGUUUCAAACCCUUUCCAAAGGAUGUAGCCGAAGUACUUCUGUAACUGAGUUGCCUCCAGUUUCUUCCUGUGAAGAUUCCUCAUUUGAAGAUUUGACAGAAGAAAGCCUAAAACUAGCCUGGAGCAAUAUUGGCAAACUGAGCAUAGUUUACCAGCAGAAGAUUCACAAAGAGGCAGUGACUGGGAUUGCUGUAGCUCGCAAUGGAACUUCAGUCUUUACAACUUCUCAAGAUUCAACACUAAAAAUGUUUUCCAAGGAAAAAAACAUGUUACAGCGGAGCAUGUCCUUUUCAAAUAUGGCCCUGUCAUCUUGUUUGUUACUGGAGGAUACAACAGUCCUUUGUUCAUCGUGGGAUAACAAUGUAUAUUUUUACUCAGUAGCUUAUGGACGAAGACAAGAUACACUCAUGGGUCAUGAUGAUGCUGUCAGCAAGAUCUGCUGGUACAAUGACCACUUAUAUACUUCUUCCUGGGAUUCUACAGUCAAGGUCUGGAAAUGUGCUUCUGCUGAUCUCACUAACUCAAAAAAGAAUAGCUGUGAGCUAAUGGCUGAGCUGGAACAUGAUGCAGGUGUAAAUACAAUAAAUCUCAAUCCUAUUGGCACAAUGCUUGUUUCAGGCAGCAAGGAAGGGACCGUCAGUAUUUGGGACCUCACCACCUUAAGUAUUUUAUAUCAAGUGCCUUGUCAUUUAGGCACUGUCAAUGAUGUUGCAUUCAGCCCGGAUAGUCGCCAUGUUCUCAGUGCGGGAGAAGAUUGUUGUCUGAAAGUUAUUGAUGUGCAGACAGGAAUGUUGAUCUCCACUUUGCCUACAGAUCAACAGCAAAGGUGUUUUUGCUGGGAUGGAAAUACUGUUCUGUCAGGCAGCCAGUCUGGUGAGCUUUUAGUAUGGGAUCUGAUGGCUGCAAAAAUUACUGAAAAAAUAUUUGCACAUUCAGGUGCCGUAACAUGUAUUUGGAUGAAUGAGCAUUGCAGCAGUAUCAUAACAGGAGGGGAGGACAAACAGAUUAUUUUCUGGAAGCUGCAAUACUAAGUGCCUUUCUUUGAAAUCCUUUGAGACAUUGGCUUCUAGCACUUUUUUUAAAUGAAGCAAGAGCUGUUUUAAAGCUGCAUUGUCCAUCAUAUAUAAAUAGUUAUUAAAGCAAUAACCUUCAGGACAAAGGCAAAAUUCUGUGGAUGCUGGAAAUCUCAAGUAAAAAGGAAUAAACAUCAUAGAAACACUCAGCAUCUUUGGAGAUGAAAGCAGUCAACAUUUCUGAUCAAAAUGAGAGGUUCUCAUCUUCUGGGUAUUUCCACCAGUUUUGCUUUUGGUAUAGUAAGAUGAUCUUGCAUCUCUUGACCCCUUGUAGGAAUGUACAAAUAUUUAUCUUCACUCAAUAAACCUCCUAAAACAGCAGCAGGAUGGAAAGAUUGACUUGAUAGCUUGCGUAUUCUUGCAUUGGUCCUUCCAGCAAGCUGUGUCGUAGUGCAGUCCAAAAACAAAGUAUUUUUGAGUGUUUCUGAUAUUGGAAAAAGAUAAUGAAGUAUUGGGAAAUAUAACUUAUUUGGAUUUGACCAAAGUUUAUACUCCUGAAGAUAUUUAUUAUGUUUUAGUUGCUGUAUGAGUAUUCUGCAUUAAGUACAUGACAAGUCUAAGUUCACCUUGUAUUAGGACUGUGUCAGCUGGGUUGAGAUUAGUCAGGAAAUAACAGAAUCAGCUGUCAUAGAAAAAUUCUAAACCUCAGCUGAGCCAAGGUUUAACUUUUAUUUGUAAUUCAUUUUUGAUUCAGUGGACUGGAGACCAUAGCAAACCAAAUUGCAUGUCUGUCAAAACAGGAUGUACCUGCAGAAUCCACAAGUGCUUUUAUCAUAAACUAACUUAUGAAAUUUGCAAAAUGUUUUACACAAUUAAUGUAAAUAUUGUUGGGCAUCAUCAAUAGGAUUUUUAAAUUAUGAUUGUGCCUUGAUGCUCUUUAAUGUCUAAGAAAUUUCUUGAACAUGUUGACAUCUCUGGUAGUUACUGGAAAGAAAUUAAAGGUUGUGUCAAGUAUUUUAAGCAGUAUAGGAGAUAUACACUUUUCAGGCGACUAGGUUCUGUGGAUAAAUGAUUUUGUGGAGUGGCAGCGGGGGUCAUGACAAUGUGACAAAAUGGAGUAUUUCAUUAUAAAUUAAAACUUCCUGCAUUAGGCAGAGAGUAUUUGCCAGCUGGAAUUAUAUCAGUAAAUCUUUCCAUUAACUCAGCAGAUGUAAAAUAAGGAUUACAAUUGUGGGUACAGUUUGCAUUUUUAUCUAUUGGAUUAUAUAUUUGAAAUGUUUGAAUUACAUUUUUAUUUCUAGAUUCUGUUCUGCACAACUGCAUCCAAAGUACAAACUCAUUAAAAUUAGAUAUUUAAUCAUGAAUAUCAGAAUGUCUUCCUGUUUCCAGAGCAUUCUUUUAACACCACAUUGUGAAACCCCAAAUCAAUUGUUUAUGCAAUAAGAACCCUUACCCCAGAGGUCUGCUUCCACUACCUGUCCAACCAAAGCUUUCCAGUAUUCAUCUCCUAACUGUCUAGUUCCUUAUGGAAGGAUAGUCAGAUCUUUGCACCAGUUUGUUUAAAUUACCAUAUGAUUUCCACAAAAAGAAUUAAUUUGAAGGAUGACUUUCUAAGUUAGAUCAAUUGCAAACAUUGACUUGUAAGUCUUUCGCGCUGUAAACACUGUCAAGUGUUGCUCAAGAUGAGAAGAGCAUUAAAACAGACUUCUUUAUCUAUAAAGGUAGUUCACUUAACACCAACAUUUAUAAACUCUAUUUAAAUUUACAUUUGGAAAGAUAAUCAACAUGAGACUAAAACAAACAUGGAAAUUUAUUUUUUUUUAAAUCAGCUGGAAAUAGAGUUGCUGUCGGUUUACAUUGUUCCAAACUCAUGUUUUCUAUGGCUUUUGGAGAUACAUAACUUGAAUGAAAAGUUUUGUUCCAUUCUUUAAAAUUGUUUGUAGAUAGGCUUUGGUGUUUGUUAUUUUGCAAUUAAUUUUAUAUGGUAGAAACUGUAACCUUGCAGUCUGGAAAUCUCUAAUCAGAAACACUUGUUAUCCAGAAUUUCUUUGAGUACAUCCUCAACAAAAUUUUAAUGUAACCCUUUGAGUGGAAAUGCGAUUGUUACAAUAUUUGAUAAAACCAAGUAAAACUAAUUGUAUCAUUUUAUGUACGGAUGAGUAGUAAAUCUGUAGUAUUCUCUGUUCAUCCACUUAUGGUUAGAUAUUCUAAAGUCACUGUAUAAUCCAAUAAUGACUUGGUACCAAACAUUCUGGACUCGAGAGGUUGGUGUAUACGGAGCGUAUUGAUUACAUUUGUGUAAUUUCAGAUAUAAUUUUGUGUUAUUUGAAUUUUUUAAUUUUGUACUGUACAUCAAACUUAAGUGACUUGCACUUUAGCCAUUCUUAAAAUUUUCUUAACUUAAAAUACAUAAACCACAUACUUCACCCCAGUAGCCAAUUGAAACUGACCGUAACUAAUUAUAUAGCCACCACAGGCAUGAAAAUAUUUCCGUAUUCUGA
Molecule: messenger RNA, 5326 nt
Organism: Stegostoma tigrinum
Lineage: Eukaryota; Metazoa; Chordata; Chondrichthyes; Orectolobiformes; Stegostomatidae
Gene: nsmaf
Product: neutral sphingomyelinase (N-SMase) activation associated factor
Exons: 31
Coding region: 93-2843 (916 amino acids)
Molecular function (GO): protein binding
Source: RefSeq, a predicted model, not a curated record